UUUCCAGUUCCCAAUUCCCAUAAGCAAUGGCAAAAGCAAAUUCUGAAAUGAUAACUGGCCAUUGGGGCUAUGGUUAUACUCCAAAAUUCAUGCAAAUUAAGCUGAAUGAAAAUUUCUUAUGCAGGGAAAAUUCGAAGGGGGAGGCUUCUUUUAGAAUCUUGUACUACGGUGGCGCUGCCGGUGCUGUGCCGUUCACGUGGGAGUCUCAGCCCGGUACCCCUAAGCAGUCAAUUUCCGACGCCCCUCUUCCGCCACUUACGCCGCCACCUUCUUAUCAAUUUAGUCCCCAAAUGAAGUCCAUGCACAAGGUUUCGAAGUCCAAUGUUUUUCACUCCGUAUUCGGUUCCAAAAAAAUGGACAUUUCAUCAUCUCCGUCUUCAUCAUCGUGUUCUUCCUCGUAUUCACUGCCCUCGACACCAAUGAAUAGGCUAUUUACGAAGCGGCAUUCAAGAUCAGCACCCUGUCCUGGAUUAGAAGAGGAUACGGUUGACGAGGGAGGGAAUUCUCCGAUUUCAAAGUUGUGUUUCGGCACUGGAAGUGGAAGCUUAUGGGGGUCUGGGAGUUAUUCUAGAAUGAAGACUGUCAAGAAGGCAUUCUUGUCUAUAUUACCGGAUCAUGGUAAACCUUGAAAAAAAAGUGUGCCAAUGUCUUAUUUCUUGACAUCGAGAGGAGAAAUUCAAACUUGCUGGCUUCAUCAAUCUUUAAUCGAUGGUGUGUGAUAUGUCCUCUUUUAUGAAGAGCCCGUUUUGUAAAGUUUUUAAAAGUCAAAAGUCAUUUUUAAAAUAAAGAAGUUGCUUUUAUUAAAUGAAGUUGGUCUAAGAUAGUUUCUUUAUAAAACUCUUUUACAAGAAGUAGGGAUAAAAGUCCUGAAAACGGACUUGAAACCUCCAACAUCUCAUUUCUUUUAGUAUUUGGUCUCAUUCCUUGUGAAUGGAGUA
Olea europaea var. sylvestris is the source of this 938-nucleotide messenger RNA. RefSeq lists its product as uncharacterized. Lineage: Eukaryota; Viridiplantae; Streptophyta; Magnoliopsida; Lamiales; Oleaceae. The record is from RefSeq and is a predicted model, not a curated record. Bases 27 to 629 code for a protein of 200 amino acids. The transcript has a single exon.